GCCAGGCCCGGAUGCGGGACGCCGCCGCCCGUAUCCAAGAUGGCGGCCGCGGGUGGGCGUGGCCAGUGAUGGAGUCUCCGGGUGUGCGGGCCGUGGAGGCGGCAAUGGAUCCCAGCUGGGAGGAUGAAGAGGAGGAGGACGAAGAGGAGACGGAGGAGGAGCAGUUUGUUCUGGUAGAACUGUCAGGCAUAAUUGAUUCAGACUUUCUCUCCAAGUGUGAAAAUAAAUGCAAGAUUUUGGGAAUUGACACCGAGAGGCCCAUCCUGCAGGUGGAUAGCUAUGUGUUUGCUGGGGAAUAUGAAGAUACUCUUGGGACCUGUGUUAUAUUCGAAGAAGGUAUUGAACGUGUGGAUCCGGAAGGGACUGAUAAGACCGUGCUGAAAUACAAGUGCCACACAAUGAAGAAGCUCAGCAUGACCAGGACUCUUCUGACAGAAAAGAAGGAAGGAGAAGAAAACAUAGAUGGUGUAGAAUGGCUGCAGAUGAAGGAUAAUGAUUUCUCCUAUAGACCCAACAUGAUUUGCAGCUUUCUACAGGAAAAUGAAGAUGAAGCUGGAGUGUCAGCCUCUGAUAAACCUGUGGAGUUGGAGGACCAAGAGAUGGCAGGGAAAGGCAGUGCAGAGCAGACACACGAGCAGGAGAAAGCACAGCACUUGGAAGCGGGGGACCCUGGUCUUCCUGGGGAUACCCCUUCUACAAUGCAAAGUUCUGCUUUCAUGGGAACUCAGGGUGGAAAUGUUUCUCAGAAGAACCAGCCAUGAACUUUUAAAAAAGAAGUCAUGUAUGCAAUUGGCUUACAGUUGGAUCACCAUUUUGUUGUUCUUGUUGACAGUACCCAUAUUUCCAGCUACUACACAAAUCGUGCAGGACCAGAUAAGAGUUCAGUUUUUAAAAAUAUAAUGAGAGAUAGCACCAUCGUUAAGAACACUGGCUGCUCUUCCCGAGGACCAGGGUUUGACUCCCAGUGCAUAUGCGGCAGUUCAGAGCCGUCUGUGGCUUCAGUUCUCAGAUCUGAUGCCUGCUUCCGGCCCCUUAGGCUCCAGGUUCUCUCUGUCUACCUUUCUGUGGGUUCUGGGAAUCACAGCCGGGUCAUGAAACUUACACAACAAAAGCUUUACCAGCUGCCCCAUCCCACAGCCCUCUCUCCACAUAAAAAUCUGAUUUUCAGCCCUCAGUUGUUGGUUUUUUUUUUUUUUUUUGCCUCUUCAUACUCAAUACCUCACUAUUUCUGUUCAAUGGUUGGUCCCAAGUAUGUAGCUGUUAAAUAUUUCGGUCUUUUACCAAUUUCUAUGUAUUUUUCAUUUAUAACUUGUAACUCCAGAGAAGGAACGAAAUUAGACUAGGAUUCAAAGAACUAAUAUUGUAAAUACUUUUAUCUAUAGGAUCAACUGACACCCAGUGUAGGUUCAGGUCAGAUAAAAAUUAUCUGUGAUAAUGUGUUUAAUGAUGAAUUGGAUUCUUUAAAUAGCAAUAGGCCUUGAUCUUUAUAUGGAAGAAGAGACUGUGGCUCAAUGCUACAAUCAAGUUCUCUAGACCCAAUUAUAUUCAGAUCAUAAUAGCAUCCUCUUUCAUAAACAAUAUUGUGUUUCCAAACAAUAUUGUCUCUCCAAAUUGCUACAUGCCAUAUGCCAACACAGAAUGCCACAAAAAAUCCCCUAUAGAAAUUCUUAUUUAUACCAGGCAGUGGUGGAGCAUACCUUUGAUUCUACAGAGGCAGGUGGAUCUAUUGAGUUCAAGACCAGCCGGGUCUAUAGGGUAAAUUCUAGGACAGCCAGCUCUACACAGAGAACCCUGUCAAGAAAAAAAAAUAAGAAACCAAAACAACAUUUAUGUAUAUGUGUGAGUGUAUAUGUGUGCUCACCACGAACUGACCUGGUGCUGGAGGACGCCAGAAGAGCACUUUGGGUCUCUUAGAACUGGAGUUAGAGAGGGUCGUGAGCCAUUUGAAUGCUGGGAAUUGAAGUCCAGUCCUCUCCAAGAACAGUAAGUCCUCUAAUUGCUGAACCAUCACUCUUGUCAUUCUCCCCCAAUCCCACCCUCCUUUUUCCUGAGAUGUAGUUUUGCUGUGUAACCCAGACUAGCCUUAAAUUCUCCAUCCUUCUGAUGGUAGCAAGUGUUCUUGUAUUUUAAAGUAAUCUUGUACAAGGGAGCUAUGAGGGGCAGAAACAAGUCAGAUGAUUGGAUUCUGAAAACCGAGGCUGCCCUGCACUACUACAAGUUAGAGGGUAAUAAAACUUCUUUGGAAACAA
Meriones unguiculatus (Mongolian gerbil) is the source of this 2249-nucleotide messenger RNA. It is a transcript of the gene Gtf3c6, whose product is annotated as general transcription factor IIIC subunit 6. The record is from RefSeq and is a predicted model, not a curated record. Gene Ontology annotation, cellular component: transcription factor TFIIIC complex. Lineage: Eukaryota; Metazoa; Chordata; Mammalia; Rodentia; Muridae. The transcript is spliced from 6 exons. The coding region runs from base 12 to 761 and encodes 249 amino acids. Gene Ontology annotation, biological process: transcription by RNA polymerase III.